GCAACUCUCUCUCUCUCUCUCUAUCCACACCAACCUCACCCUCUUCCACACCCUCUCCUCACCUUCGCCCCCCGCCGCCUACCGCACCCACCACGCCGCCGCCCGAACUCUCAUUACUAAGUCCACUUACUGUAUCUAAGAUCCGAGUCGAAGUUGCCCAGAAUUUCGGAAAAACAUUUGGAGGCGAUUGUCCCGUCUUCCACCACUUCCCUCAACCUCACUGUAUAAACACCACAACAGCCUCGAUCCUUACUCGCUCGGCCGGAGAGAGAGUAUUCAAUCUUUUAUAGUUCCAAUCGAAACCUUCUUUAUCCACCGAAUCGCUUUGCUUUUGCCUCCUCGUAGAGCGUCAGAAACUCAUCCUCUUACACUUAUAGCCACAAAAACCACAACAAAACUUGUGGUCGAGAAAAUCUAAAACCAAAAAUGUGAAUAAUAUAUACUUUAUUACUCCCAAUUUUCUCGUCAAUGAACGAUCUAGUCAUGGGGGCGGACCAAUUCUUAUUAACGUGGAAUAACCACCGCUCCAAUUUUGCCGAGGUCUUCACACAGUUGCGUGUGCAGGACCAGCUUGUUGAUGUGACUUUGCUCUGUGAUGGUGGCAGCUACCCAGCCCACCGCCUUGUUUUGGCAGCUUGUUCACCGUACUUUCACCAGCUCUUCACACGAUUACCCACCCAACAUCCUCUCAUCUACCUCAGAGAUGUGAAGCAGGCAGAGCUUGAAGCCCUGCUGGAGUUUAUCUACCGUGGGGAGGUGAGUGUUGCCAACAGUGAGCUUACAGGCCUCAUCAAAAUAGCAGAGAGCCUGCGCAUCAAAGGUCUUGGAGAUGUUUCCCAGCGUGAUCAGCAACCCCAGGCUGGGGAGAAGAGAGCUGGAACACCUUUCUCUCCAGCCUCCCCUGUGUCCCAAAACAAUAACCCCCGACCCAAAAAGGUACCACGUCUUUCUAAUAACAACGGAGAAUCAAAGGGCCUGGAGCCAAACUUUGCCUCCUUGCUCUCUCCCGCCAACAGCUACGGCCAUGCCCUGAACAAGUCCAGCAAUAACAAGAGUAGUGAUGGAUUUGCACAGCUCAUGGACUCUGGGUGUCCAGAUCUCCCCGAGCAGGAACUAGAUAGCGACCAAACCCCAAACCCUGCAUGGGACCCAUCCCUCUCCGAGUCCAAACUAAGAUCUUGCCUCGAGGGCCUGGAGUCUGUCACCGCCGCUCAAUCACUUGCUCAGUCUGUUGCUCACACAGUCGCUCAGUCCAUCGCAAUCCCUCGAACCCUUUUCACUUCCACCCCUACCAAAGUAUCAUCAAGCAAAAAGGAAUCGACUGACAAUGCCAAGGAGGGCAGCCGCGGCUCCUCCCGGAGAAAGAACCACGAGCCCCAAGAAAGCAAGAGAGGCAAAGGAGGAUUGAUAAAUGCCAUGUUGAACGUCAAUGCAGACACAGAAAAGGAGGGAAAAGUUGCCAAGGAGAAUGUCAAGACCGAGCCGGACACGGACAACAUCACAGACACCGACACCUGUCCUGAACCCUCUCCACUGCCCCUUUAUGAUACCACAACAGACAUUGCAGGAUCCAUUGGGGAUCUGACAAACCCCAUCUUUGCUAGCUAUCGCCACAUGCUCAGCUUAGGGAAUGAUGACCGCUCGUUCUCUCCCCUGAUCCCAACGACUGUCCAAGAGCAGCAGCAGGUCCCAUCCCCCACUGGGAGGGAAUCACGGAGCUUGACAUGUCAGCUGUGUGGCGCAACCAUCAAGCACAUUGCCAAUUUCCGUCGGCACAUGAAACAACAUCUCAACCCUCGGCGCUUCCCUUGUCCUUGGUGUUCUGCAGCAUUUGGACGCAAAGACAACUUGAAGACCCACACACGGAAGCACCAUCCAGCUGAGGUUGAGGCCCAGGAAGCUGGCGUGUUACGAGCAGAGAGUGCUAGAACAGACAGUGGGGAAGGCGGAGAGGAUGGCACAGUCCUUACAGGUUUGAAUGGCCUAGAAAGUGAAGGGGGAGAUGGCACAGCACCUGAUGAUGGUGACAAGGAGGAUGUGGACCGGGAGGACUCAUCAGACCAUCACGAGAGCUUGGUGAUCGCAGAGGACACAGAAGAGGAGGAGGAGGAAGAGGACGACUCGCACCUUCAGGUGGAGAAGGACUCUUAACUGUCUGGUAGCCAAAGAACCAAACAAGAACUAGGAUACCACUAGGGCAGGUCAGGGUUUUUGCAGCUAUUAUAGCAUGUGGAGGGGAGAGAGCUACAGACAAACAGACAGAGAGUGAUCGAUGAACAUUCUUCAGUAUUCUCUGCAGAAGAUUUUUUUGAAAAAAGAAAAAAGCUCGGCCACCUCCUAGGAUUAAGGUGAGAGGGUUUUAAAACUGCAGAGAUGUUCUAACAUUUCUAUAUUUUAACACGUAGCUGUGUUUGUAGCCGGUAAAUUUUACAGUGCCUGUAAUUGAUAGAGGCAGACAGAGUUUGUUGCAAACAAAUAUUUUGUAUCUAUGACAAUAUUUGAUAUGCCUUAAUAUUCAAUUAUUGAAUGAUUCACAGUCUUUUGAAGGUUCAGGAAUUUUGUAUGAGAUUAAAAAUUGUGAAAAGCCUUGCCUCUUUGCUCAUAUCAGUACAGCCAAUAGACACAUCUAGGGUGUUUUACUGUACAAUGAACUUUUCAUAUUUUGAUGCAUUGAUGACUUUAGAUUUCGUACCUAGUAGUGUCUAGUCAGAAGGAACUUACCUUGUAUGUGUGUGUGUUUGUGUGUCUGCAUUUCUGCGAGUGUGAAAGUGUGUUGAUUUGAGUACAAGUGUUACAAAGAAGCUGCAAUAAUAGUCUAGUCUAAACAUUGCCAUAUAUACCAAACACUUUACUACAUGAUCACUCUUGUAUGUGUAUUAUACGCUUGUACUUUGCUAAUCAGCUCUGCUGUCAGGAAACUUGCUGAGUUGGAAAUAUUACGAAACAUUCAUAUGAUUUCCAUAGUUUGGCCUUCUUUGGAUUUAUGUUUUAUAUACUUGUAAUGUUAGCAUUUCCUAUCUAAUAUUACCACUAUAUAUUUUAUGCAUAACCUAGCAUUAUAUCUUUGAGGAACUUGUAAUAUAGUCAUAUAUAUUUUCUGUUAAACUUUUAAGCGAAGGGACCUAUUUGUAGGCUGAUUAAGCAGAGCGACAUUCAGAUUAUGCAUACAAAAAGAGAGUAGCUUAUGCUCACAUACGAACCAAAGUGUCUAAUAGGAAAUUGUUAAAACAAUAUGUGGUUCUUGCUGCCUGGUAAGACAUUUCUUCAGUCAUAAAGCUUUUGAAAGUUGUUUUGUGUUGACUCUUCUUGACUGAUUUCAAAGCUUGUUAUUUAUUUUAUAAUUUUUUUCUUUUAUGCUUGAGUAGCAUUUUAAAGACAUUUAAACCUAGUCCUACAUCAUCUUUAAAGUUUGGUUUUAGUCAGUUUUUGCUUAAGCAUUGCAAGGAGUCUAUGCACCCGGAGUAGAAGAUACCAAGUUUUCCCAUUGCAUGAGUUCAGUACCAAAGAAAGUCAUGUGUUUGUAAUUGCUUCUCAGAGAAAGAAAAUAUAAGAGUUUGGUUCACUGCAUCAUUGCAUCCUAAAUGUGCUUAAUUCUUUCUUUAAAUCUGUGUGUGCAUUUGUGAAGACGGUAUUAGCCAGACCUGCAUUUUGAGAACGGAAAUUCAUAUAAUAAGAUCUAAAUAUUAGCCAUUAGUCUUUUUCUGCACAGUUAUGUAUCCAUUAUUGGUCAGAGUCUGCAACUUUCUGUAAAAGAGCUAGAAAGUUUAACUUGUAUGCACAUUUUCAUAGUUUUAUGGAAAAUAUAUUUUCUCUAUGUGCACAGGAAAUAAUAUAUGGUUCAUCAAUUUUCUAUAAUGAGGUUUUUUAUGUAUAGCCCAAAUUAGGAUGUUUAAGAAAUACUGUACUUAAUGAUAUAUUUAAUGCAUGAAUACUAUUUAUUUUUCAUAUCUUGAUAUGUUCCUCUUGAUUUGUGGCCAUAAAAGGGAUAAGAUUUCACCAUAUCCAGAAGGACAUGACCAUUGAUGGAAUAUAUGCUGUCUGCAGAAUAUUUUUAGUCUGCUUUUGAAUUGCAAAUUUUUUUAUCCAUGACGUACAGGAAUUCAGAUUGAAAACAGAUAUGUUACAGUAAAAAAAAUAUUGCAUUCAUUAAUUUUGUUGCUAGUCUGGACAUUGAGGUUGUUGAAUGGCAAUCAAAAUUUAUUUUAAGGUCACUAGUCAAACAAUAAGAAUAAGAAAAAUAACAUUUUGGCAGUACUAACAAGUCAAGUGGUAUGAAUUUCUUUCACUAAAAUUAACUAGUAGAAGUGUGGUGGUGUUGCUCUCUUAACAAAUAUAUGGUCUAGUCGUUAUGAAGCAGGAAUCACUAACAACUAACUUAAAGAAAUAACUAACCCAGUCAAUCAUCUGACACAUUAAGUUAUAACAAAGAACCGAGCCUUUAUUACAAAGAGCUGUGGAGACCUUUUGAAGAGUGGAGUGAUAUUGUAAGUUCUGUUUGAUGAUAAAAAUAAUGUUUUUUAUCAAUUUUAUUUAACAUUUCUGUUGAGAUAUAGCUGUGUGUAAGAGAACAGAUAUACCAGAUAGAAACAAAAACAGAUUCUGGUCUCUUUCAGGAAAGUAUUUUGAAUUUUGUUUGAUGUAAUAUUGCGUUCCUCUUCACCACAACUAUGAAGGGGCCUUAUGACGUGAAAGGGAUGAAUAUAAUGAUGUUGAUAAGAAUUCUUAUAGAUUUUUUUCGUUUUGAUUUGAGUGUGGUAACGUGUAGUUUGGAUGUCUUGUAUAGUAUGGGGGUAGCUCAACUUACUCUAGGUAUUAUCUGCUUCAGGUAAUCCAUAAGAUAUAUUAACUCCUCUUUGAAAUGUGAGAGUGUGAUGUAGUUACUACAAUUUAAGGCAAUUUGACAAUCUGCAUCUGUGUCUGAUUUAGAUGAUAACCAUUAUUAUUAUUAUUUAUUAUUCUCUUUUUUCAUUCUUUCUUUAAAGUUCUGACACUUAAAGCCAAAAUGAUACAUUCGGAUCCUUGUUCCCAUGUAUAUAUUUCUCCAUGAUUCGGCAAUAUGAGUCAGGUCAUUUUGUAAUUAUUGUAGGAUUAUUAUUUAUAUUAUUAUUAUUAUUAUUAGAUUAAGAAGACAGAGGUUACAGAAGGAUGUUGCUUGUACAUCUUUAUACAAAGUCUUAGAUUUUUUUCUUUUCCUUUUUUGAUGAUUAUUAUUAAUACAUAUACAUAUAGAUGUUCAUCUCGCGGUCUUAGAAUGUUCCCAAUUCAAACUUGAGAAAAUAAGCUGUGUUAUAUAAGUAAUAAAAUGAAGAAAAAAGAAAAAAAAAUAUCAGCAAAAUGCAGGAUUACAAUGCAUAGGUAUGAAGUAUAUCAUUUACAUUGUGUGUUUCAUACAUGUAAUAAUACCCUUGUGUAAUUUUUUUGAUAGAUGGAUAACCUAUAUUACAUAACACUCUUUGUGCAUGUAAAUUUUUGAUCUGUGUUGUUUGAAUUGUUAUCAGACUUAGCCACAGAAAAAUGCAAAUUUUGGGCCAAACAGACCACAUAGAAUUUGAAAUAGAUUAGAGAGCUGUAACAGCUGCAUCUGAGUCUUUGUAUUUUAUAAAGUUUGAAUGUAGUUUAGACACUUAACAAGAAGCCUUUGGUAUCAUAGUGCAAAUUGUACUGAUGCACAUUAAUGUCACUGUGACAUGCAUUUGUAAGGUAAUACUUUCUAUUGAUAUAUAUGUAUAUAAAACAUUUUGUAUGUGCAUUAUAUACAUGUAUCCUUCUUUUCCAGUGUUAAAUUACGUUCUUGUGUAAGGGAUACCAUACCAACAGACAUACCACGCAAGACCUAUACAUUGCAUUUGUGAUAUAUUUUAGAAGAGGGAAUAUACAGUAUUUUACU
Messenger RNA from Penaeus vannamei (Pacific white shrimp), 5887 nucleotides. Its product is annotated as protein tramtrack, beta isoform. Gene Ontology annotation, molecular function: protein binding. Gene Ontology annotation, cellular component: nucleus. The record is from RefSeq and is a predicted model, not a curated record. Gene Ontology annotation, biological process: regulation of transcription by RNA polymerase II. NCBI's taxonomy places the organism in Eukaryota, Metazoa, Arthropoda, Malacostraca, Decapoda, Penaeidae.